CAUGCCGCGUGGAACCUACGUGCGUACGAGAACGACGCGAUCGACCACCAGCCAAUGCAAAGUGGAUCAUCAACCAAAUAACAAAUGACGACGUGGAUCAAAUCGUUGAUCGAUGCGUGCUGUGGACUCUGGAACCAACCGAGUUUUAAUUCGCCAUCCGAAAUUUCGGCGCGCCAGACGCAAAUUGGUAUGUCUCUCAUUGCCUCGCUUUUUCUUGGCUUGCAGCCAGAUCAGAUCAUCAACGAGCUGCAUCGUAUCCUUCAAUGCGGAUGCCUAUAUAAACCAUAAGUCGCCUGUUCCAUUCAUCCAUCCAUCCAUCCAUCGAGCUGCUAGCUACUCACUUCACACAGGCUAACAGGCAAGUAGUGGGGUUCGAUUAGAGGUUCAGGCAUGGCGGCGCCGACGAGAGCACUUGUCCUCGCCGUCGCCAACGCCGAGGCGGCAUCCGUCGUGGUCGGCCUGGCCAAGUGCGCCGACUGCACCAGGAAGAACAUCAAGGCCGAGGAAGCUUUCAAAGGUCUUCAGGUGGCGAUCAAGUGCAAGAACGUCCACGGCGACUACGAGAGCAAGACGGUGGGCGGCCUCGACGGCACCGGCACCUUCAGCGUGCCCCUGGCCGCCAACCUCCAUGGCACCGACACUAGUAGAAAACAGAGCUUUGGUCCAGACCGGGUCAGUCCAUUAGUCCCGGUUCAGUCUAGAACCGGGACCAAUGGGGACAUUGGACCUGGUUCGUGAGACCAGGGGGCCGGCCGGGCCACGUGGGCCAUUUGUCCCGGUUCAUCUGGACCUUUUGGUCCCGGUUGGUGGACGA
Messenger RNA from Triticum aestivum (bread wheat), 814 nucleotides. RefSeq lists its product as uncharacterized. The record is from RefSeq and is a predicted model, not a curated record. NCBI's taxonomy places the organism in Eukaryota, Viridiplantae, Streptophyta, Magnoliopsida, Poales, Poaceae. The transcript has 2 exons. The coding region runs from base 391 to 738 and encodes 115 amino acids.